This is a messenger RNA of Choloepus didactylus (southern two-toed sloth), 303 nucleotides long. RefSeq names its product defensin beta 116 (gene DEFB116). Bases 1 to 303 code for a protein of 100 amino acids. The record is from RefSeq and is a predicted model, not a curated record. Gene Ontology annotation, cellular component: extracellular region. The transcript has 4 exons. NCBI's taxonomy places the organism in Eukaryota, Metazoa, Chordata, Mammalia, Pilosa, Megalonychidae. Gene Ontology annotation, biological process: innate immune response.
AUGUCAGUCAUGAAGCCCUCCUUAAUGACUGUUGCCAUCCUCCUGAUCCUGGUUCAUAGGACUCCAGGUGGCCUGUUCAGAUUAUACUAUGACAAGAGCCAAGAGUAUUGGAAUCCAUGCCAACUUUACAAAGGCAUGUGUAGAAAUAUCUGUGAAAAAUAUGAAAUUCAAUACUUAGUUUGCAGAGAUGAUCAAAAGUGCUGCCUGAAAUUUUCUUUGCAUUUAGUCAAUUCUAACCAUAAGAAAGAUUAUAAUUCCAAGUCCAACUUGUCAGUUACAAGUACUUUAAGCUCUGAAAUUUGA